Stylophora pistillata is the source of this 2969-nucleotide messenger RNA. RefSeq lists its product as uncharacterized. Gene Ontology annotation, biological process: regulation of apoptotic process. The record is from RefSeq and is a predicted model, not a curated record. Lineage: Eukaryota; Metazoa; Cnidaria; Anthozoa; Scleractinia; Pocilloporidae. Gene Ontology annotation, molecular function: protein binding.
CGUAAACGCCUUGUCUCCGCUUUGUCGUUUCGAAUGCCUGGAACCGUUAGUAACAAAGUCUUCUUGAAAAUAAAGAGAGAAGCGGAUCUGGCAUUCAUUGAAAAUGUCCACCACAGAAUACAAUCAUUUGCUCUUUGAAAUAAGCGAAAGGAUCGACGAGCUGAAUGCACUUCAACGUCUUGUUUUUAUGUGCCGAGGGAAGCUAGCCUCUGGCAAUGAAAACAUACACGACGCACUGGCAUUGUUUAAAGAAUUAGAAGAAAACGAUUAUCUUGGUGUUGAUCGCCUCAAACUAAUGAAAGAGCUGUUGAAAAGUGUUAAGGAAUGGUCUCUGUUUGGAAAAGUAAAAAAGUUUGAGAGUAAGCGAAAGGAAUACAAAGCCUUGCUUGAGAAGAUUAUUCGUGCACUCGAUGAACUCAAUGAUCUGGAACGGCUGAUCACGAUAUGCGAAGGAAAUAUACGCGAAGAGAGUGAAGGCAACAUUGAUGAUGUUCGCUCCUUGUUUGAAGAGCUAGAAAAACACGAAAACCUGGGAAUCGACUGCCUCGACGUUGUGAAGGUCAUUCUGGCAGAAACGGGAAAGUCCGAUCUUUUCAAGGAAGUGGAAGAGUUUGAAGAACGAAGAGAUCAGAAGGAUGAAUCCGAAGCAAAGAGAGAUCAAAGAGCUGCAAUUAUGUCAUCUGUGACAAGCACACUAAUGGGAGUGGUGAACAUAAAAACAGUGUUCAAAGUGGUUGCGGGCAGCCUUACAGUCGUUUCUGCUAUGGAGGUGAUGAGUCGUUGGUCCUCGUUUGAUCAACUGGUUGCUGCCGUACAAACCUGUGUGCUUCCAGCUGGUACAAGGCUAGUUCAAAUCACCGAUGGCUGUGUUUGCCUCACAGUACAAGCUGAAAGGUUAUCAGCUCUUAAAACUUUGUGGAAGUUGUACCAGGAUGGAACCCUUCAGAAACGCCUGUACGAUUUCUUUGUCACUGAUGAGGUGAGGGAACUUGCCGAUGGAGAGGAUGUGGAGGUGAAUGUCACUAUCAAGGGAGAGGAAUAUCAGAAAGCCUGUCUGGAGCUCAUGCCAAGGGCCCAAGUAAGAAGACGAAACUCUGAUUCUGCUGUGCAUUUAAACGCAAAGGAAGAGCUGCCAUUGUUGAGACUUGAACGUGAUUUACUACAUCUCCAAGAAAGAAUCGUAGCUCUAGAAGAAAAAGGCGAGAAUUUGGGAUUUAGUCUGGAAAAGGAAAGUGUCAUCGCAAAAUCACAUGAUAAAUGGGAGGCGGGCUUAAAGGUCCCACAAAAGAGGACAGGUAAAGGAUCAAACCUGCCAAAAUUAAUUACGCGAUGCAAGCCGAAAUCAAUGGAUCCAGAAAAGUUUGUCUUUGUUCAAAAGUAUCUAGCGGAUUGCCAAGAGACGCGCAGCAUAACAACUGAUGCGACUGACAGCGGUUUAGAAACACAUGGUACAGAAUCCGAACUUGGAACAGAAGAAAUAAUUGACAUCGACAAGCUUUACUUGAAAGAUUUGAAUGAAGAUGCCAUUAAGAUGCUGCAUAGAAAAAUGUGGAAUGACCCUGUUGUUAGGGGAAAAUUCACUCGUUUCUUUGGAUUAAAGGGAAACUUUUUCCAAGAUGCGACGCGUGAUACUAUUCAUAAGUGUUUUCCUGCAACGACUGUUGGCGUGUUAAAAGAGUGUUUUGAAGCGCUGCAGUUGUAUGAUUUACUUGACAUUCUUGAGGAAGGAAGACCUCGUUCACUUCGUCCUGCUCUUUCACCAGAGGAAGUUGAAAAGCUACAAGAUGAUCGACCAACAAAGUAUCACACAAAUUUAGCAGUUUUAGUUGUUAAUGAUAGCGGUGAAAGGGACAUCGUGGAAAAGAUUGAAGCGUUUUUCAAAGAUCUCAAUUCGCGGAACGAAGUGGCUGUAAUCGCAUCGGCAAUUCCCCAAAAAACACGUCAGUGCUCUAAAGCUAUAAAGUUGGCGAGAAAAGUAAGAGAGAGACUGAUGGAGGAAAGAGAGAAGCGCUUGCCCCUGCUCUUACAGAAACGAAUCAAAACUGUGGAGGAAGAGCGAAUGGAGAAACUUGAGAAGGAGGAAAACGAGAAAGCCAGAACGGCUUUAUCGACAACUAUGAAAACGUGGAUCCAGAAUCAAGAGAAUUUCACCUUAAUGGCCGUUUUUCUUGUCGCCGAUGGCUUUUCGUUUUUCGAUCUUCCAGAGUUGUCAAUAUGCAUAGAAGAGAAUUUGGCAUUAAUUCCAAAUCACACAAAGCUCCUAGUUGGCCCUUCUCAGAGUUGGGGCAGCCUUCGUGAAUUGCCUGAAACUAUUUUUGCAAACUUUGUAAAUGUGGAUUUGUUGCGCUCGAUGAUUGAGAUUUUCAACAAGCGCAGACAAAAUUUGAAUCUCAUUUCAAUGAUGGAGGAAUUUUUCAGAAACCUUGAAGAUGGUCGCUCCGAUGAGUAUCUUUGGGAUACUCUAUUUACUCUACCAAGAUUUCAGAAAAUGCAAGAAUAAGUCUGCUGAGCAACUGACUUAUGUUGCAUUAGCAGCAAUCUGCUCCAUGGCUCCCAAAGUUGCUCUACGGAUAUUGCAAGUUCGAUUGCCUACAAAAGUGGAAAACACCCACAUGUUGCGCCUAUCUGUCUCCGAACGCAGGCGGCCCAGGCGUACCGUGUGUGAUUUUGGGGUCUAAAGGUCAUGAUUAAACGGUAUCACCAGACCCCUAUAUUUAGAUUAAAUUUUAAGCGUUAACGUGUGCCGUAGAAAAAAAAGGGGAAGUUUAAAAAAAAAAGGGAGAAAAAAUAAAAAGGAUAAUAAAAGCGAGGAAUGUAACGUGUUAGACCUAUUACCUUUAUUCCGUGGCCGCCUUGUCGUUUUAACGCUAUUUUGGCGACUGUCUUUGUCCUGUGUUGUGCUACUUUAUACAUUACCGAAGCUUAUUAUAUGGCUGUGUCUCACAAGGACUGGGAACUACCGAACUCAC